This is a messenger RNA of Balaenoptera acutorostrata (minke whale), 1971 nucleotides long. RefSeq names its product chromosome 11 C22orf23 homolog (gene C11H22orf23). The record is from RefSeq and is a predicted model, not a curated record. NCBI's taxonomy places the organism in Eukaryota, Metazoa, Chordata, Mammalia, Artiodactyla, Balaenopteridae. The transcript is spliced from 6 exons. The coding region runs from base 187 to 900 and encodes 237 amino acids.
AGUGCGCGUUACCAUGGUAGCCAGACAGGCUACCUGCGGACUCUAGUAGCUGAGAUCUCAAAAGUAUUUCUGAGGCGCCCCGGCGCGGGUGCUGCUUCAGAGCCCUGGUUACGAUCUGCUGAGCCCAGCCUCCGCUCUCUGUGAGGAGGGGCCACCCAGCCGGGGUCUUACUUUAGGAGCCCUCCAAUGGCUUCCCAGGAGAGGGUGGAGACAGUGACCAAAGGAACAGCGUUCUGGCGCUGCCCCAAGCCAGCCACUUACGCCCCAGAGACCUGCGAGCUGCUCAGAGUGAUGAUGAAGGAAUCCAAACUGACAAACUUCCAACAGCGCCACAUCAUGGACACCAUGAAACGAGGAGACACUCUCCCCCUACAGUGCAGCCCAACUUCCAGCCAGAGGGUGUUGCCUUCCAAGCAGCCGGCCUCAGCCAUCUACUUGCCUCCCAUCCUGGCCAUCCGGUCCCACCUCCGGCCUGCCAGCAUGUGCCAAGCCAACGGGGCCUACAGCCGGGAGCAGUUCAAGCCUCAAGCCACCCGAGAUCUGGAGAAGGAGAAGCGAAGACUCCAAAAUAUUUUUGCCACCGGGAAGGAGCCAGCGGAACGGAAAAGAAAGCCCCCUCCUGUGCGACAGGAGAACCCAGCCCCUGAGCUGGACCGGUUUGAAGAACUGGUAAAGGAAAUCCAGGAGAGGAAAGAAUUCCUGGCUGACAUGGAGGCCCUAGGGCAGGGCAGGCAGUACCGAGGGAUCAUCCUUACUGAAAUCUCCCAGGUAGGAGAAGCAACAGGGAAAUGGAGCAAGGGGUUGGGGGGGGAGGAGGCGAUGCAUCCCUGUGAGUGUGGAGGACGAGAUGUGAGCAGGAAUAAAGGGUCAGCUGUGGCCGUUUCGGGAGUCCGGCUCUAGCCUCACAUCUGUGGUGGCUCCUGGAGUUCCUUCCCUGAUCCCCAGCUUUCCCUGAUGCCCUCUGCAGAAACUACAGGAAAUGGAAGACCUUGACCACAAGAGGAGUGAGGAACUUAGGAAGGCUCUUGCCACCACUUAAUCUGCCUCCGGAGGGGGGUGGGGCAUCCCAAAUCUACCACUGGAGCCCACCCCCUCGCCAAGCAGGGUCACCCCCAGGUCAGCCCACCCACCCCGGCCUUCAGCCAUGUAAAUGGUUGUAUAGCACUGCCCCCACCUAGGGUACCCUGGACAUAGCACCCUAGAAAAUGGACCACGUCUCAGAAAAUGAGCUGAUUCUCCUUGAGACUCUGCCCAGGGAUCCUCGGUCAGCUGAGCCUCUGAGACCCGUCACAGAUACAGACACAGACACACACACGAGUCUCUUCUUGGGGAAAGAGCCCCACACACAGUGAAAGCAAGGAUCCAGGUCUCACCAUCUUGGGUGUAUGUCUAAGGGCAUCCACUGGGCUCCAUUCCCACGGCCUCACCCACUGCGUGUCCCUGUGUCUGGCUCAUUAGGUUUUCUGAACUUAGUAAUGAAUAUGAUUCCUUUCUUCCUACCUGUCUUAGGACCUACUUAUUUGACUUCUUACAGCUUUAGGCAAAUAUUUGACCACUGUGAUUAACAGGCUAAUAAAACACAUUUAACAUAGGUCAUUACGCACACCAUUUUGUUUUCAGAGGGAUAAACCUUAUUUGUUCAAGGAGUUAGAAUUUUUCAAGCCCAGUUGGUUUCUAGCUGUUUUGCAUAUUUCAAGUGAAAAUGGAACGAAGGCUCCUGGAGCACCCCAUGGCCGGGCGCUACGAUAGGUGCCGGUGUCACUCUCGGCUGAUUCUCUCAAUAAAUGCCUGCGAUGGUUCAUUAUCCCUAUGUGAAAACCAGGGCUCACCAAGAUGCUAUGACCAGAGUCAUUUAACUAGCAAGUAGCCUACUCAGGAUUAAAAGUUAGCUUUCUGUCUUUCCACCGAACGCACAGCCCAUAGAAAGAAACCCAAAGGGGUGGGAGGGACCCAGACUGAAGGGGCCCUGCU